Messenger RNA from Penicillium oxalicum, 2184 nucleotides. RefSeq names its product putative GPI-anchored cell surface glycoprotein. The transcript has a single exon. The record is from RefSeq and is a predicted model, not a curated record. Bases 1 to 2184 code for a protein of 727 amino acids. Lineage: Eukaryota; Fungi; Ascomycota; Eurotiomycetes; Eurotiales; Aspergillaceae.
AUGCCUCCCAAAAAGGGCAGUCGCAAGUCGAUGCCUGCUCAAGUCAAUCAUGACACGCCCUCACUAGUACCCUCCCGACGUUCUCGAAGAAUUUCUCUUGCAGCGCCGGCUACAAAUACUUCUGAUGACUCCCCCAAGACUUCCGUGGUUGCUUCUGCCACCGGAGCAGAGUCUGGGCCAUCUCUCAACAUCCACUUUUACACUCCCAAAACCCCCAAGACUCCCUCCACACCGCAAUCACCCUCACAUACGCCAUCUCAGGCUUCCACAAACUCUCCCGACGUAACGUCAACACGUCGAAGCACAUUCAAGCCUCGUCCCUCUCGACUUUCGUCCGUUUUCCCACCCUCUUCGGAGACUCCGCAAUCGGUUCAAAGUAAUCGCCGGACUCGUCGUACAGCUGCGCUUGAAACUCCCCAGUCCGUUUACUCGGAUUACGACAUGUCUGAAUCCUUUGGCUCAACUGGGUGGACCUACAGCCAGUACAUGGGCGGUAAUGGCAUGGACGGUGCAUCUGAUCCCCGCCCCUCCCCCAGUAUUUCAUCUAUGGGCACCAGAACUUCGAUGCGCGUGCGGAAACCGACGGUCAAAGCCCUGGAAUCAAUGCAAUCUCAACAAAAGGCUCAAUCACGAAGCCUGAAAAAGGAAACCUCCAGUUCAAACGUUAAUAACUCUGCUCCGGAUGCCUCUUCUGAAGCCUCGCCAGCUUCACGUUCUCCUGUUCAUUCUGGUCCCAGCUCUGCCGCUUUCCCUGCCUCUGCCUCAAAGAAUUCCUCUGGCACAACCACACGCUUCCCCAAACUCACCUUUAAGAACGGUCUUAAACCCGCCACCAGAGCCGCAUCCACAAGAAAAGUGAUCGCGGGCCCUGCCGCUCAGCCAAAGAGUGACCACAAAGACAACCAAGCAGCCACUAAGUCAUCCCCCCAAGUGCCAGGUCGCAUUGGCAAGAAAGACAAGAACGUGGCCAAGUGUUCUCUUCGCCGCAUCCAGACCACUGUUGGCCGUACGGGCCAAAAGCUGUAUGAGCUAGCCAUGCUCGCUCUGGGGACCGACUUCAUGAGUCCGCCCGACCCGGAUCAAUUUCUUCAAGAUGUGCGUGCCGCCCAUAGUGAGAGGUUGGGGUUGAACAAGCAGACGGAAUCCUGUGAAAAUCAGCCUGAAAAUGGUGAUACCUCCGCCGCAGGAAAUGUAGAGCAAGUAGCUGCAGACGUUCAGUCCAAGGACAAAGCGGUACUCAAACUGUCCCUUUCCGCACCUCCAUUCAUCGAUGAGGAGAACUGGGCUCAUACGGGUCGCAUCAAUGACCAUGGUGAAGAGCUGGUCUUGAUGCCUCCCAAUUACACCCUCGAUCGCGCUCCUCAUACAUAUGGAGACCGGUCACUUCCUUAUCCUCCCAUCCGAGCUCGCCCGGAGAUCCAGGCGAUGACUGACGACACCAUCGGCUACCCGCCUCGAAUUGGCGAGCGCAACUCCCCCUUUGACAUUGCGAGCAAGUCGCAAAUAAACGACGUCAAUAAGGGGGCGGGAAAGAAGGCGGUCCCGCGCAGCGGGCCGGUGCGGAAAGGUGGCCGAAAGCGUCGCAUUGCAGAAGCUGACAGUCCGGAUAACCAUGCGGUCUCGCCUGCGGCUCCUGGCUCGGAGAAUAGACAGCGAGCCCAAAAAAGGCGUAAAGAAGAGACUAACGCUUCUGCGUCUGCAUCAACAAAGCAGGCGGCACGCCAGACCCCUGUCGUCAGAUCGGGAAAGGCGAAGGCUCACGUGAAGGCGCAUGCCUCUUUUCCACGGGAGGCAGAAACACCGUCAUCAAAGGUGCAGCGUCUUCGUAUCACAGUCAAGCCACAGGGUACAAAGGAUGCAGUGAAGGAGGAGGAGGAGAAGGAGGAGAAAGAGGAGGAGCAGAAGGAAGAGGCACCCGAGUUGCAGGAGUCUCAUUCACAGCCUUCGGCUGGCCGAAGUCGCCAGAAAGCCAGUGGUCCUUCAUCACGGGUCAAGUCCGCCCAGAAGCUGACCAAGUCAAAGGGUAAGCAAAGAGGAGCAGCCCUGCUUGACGCAGAGGAUGUGGGGGAUGCUCCAGCAUCACCUACCACACGAACAGGGACUGCAGACUCUUCGAGCCGCGAGCAGCCCGCAAAAGCCCAGCGAAGCUCGCGGGGACGAGGUUCAGGCCGGAAGAAGGCUUGA